Molecule: messenger RNA, 1686 nt
Organism: Aspergillus puulaauensis
Lineage: Eukaryota; Fungi; Ascomycota; Eurotiomycetes; Eurotiales; Aspergillaceae
Exons: 7
Coding region: 1-1686 (561 amino acids)
Source: RefSeq, a predicted model, not a curated record
AUGGCCGUCACUCUGCCUAGUGAGAUCCUCUUUAUGGUCCUGGACAACCUAGGAGACGAGGGGGAUCAUAAUAGUCUAUACCAAUGCGCUCUUGCAUCGAGACACUUUACGGAGCAUGCGUUGGCUGUUUUAUAUCGGAUCUAUGACGCCUCACCCUUAAGAGGCGGAGGGACCGAGGACGAGCAGUUGAGAACCCAGGCUCGAAGGCCCAUGUUUGCGCCAGCGAGUUUCAGGGAGGAUCAAAAUCCCACAUUGAGGAAAUGGAUUACCCUGUGGCGAUCUAUCGUCCUCUCUACGCUGGAUUUGACUUAUCUGCCUUAUUACAGCUAUAUCCGAUAUUUGGAUCUAGAUGAUCUAGGGAAUCUACUCGGUUCUGGGUCCACCGUCAAAGACGAACUCUACACGCCGGAGCUUCUGGAGUUCGUAUCUCAGGAGUAUGUUUCAGAGGGGAACAAGCGGCGUCGUUCGCCAAGGACGUUGCCAGAAAACGAAUGGAUCAAGGUGAAGCUUGGGUCCGCCAUUGUCAAGAAGAACGCCUUGAUACGAGGCAUGUCUUGCGACGUUCAACCCACGAUAUUAAACGAAUGGGUUGAGGGGUCUCCCCAAUUACAAAGCCUGACUGUGUGGUCUGGAUCUGCACUUUCCCAGCGUGCAGGCGACAAGAUCCGCGAUCACUGUCCUGAGUUCAAGCAGCUCAGGAUUUAUAUAUGGCAAAAUAAACCGCCAGGGAAUGCAGAGGCAGAGGCAGAAGAUCUUUUCAAUGCACUCCGGCCCAACUCCCUAGAGUACUUCGAAGUACUCAGCUUCUCCCAUCUAGGUCCCCGGUCCAUAAAAGCAUUGGGAACCCAGAAGGACUCUUUGACUGAGUUGAAGCUGACCAGUCUUACCAUUGAUACGAUCCGCGAGCUUCCCUCGUUGACUGCAUUGCCUAAUCUAGAGGUUCUCAGCUUGACAGACUCAGUGCCUGCCGUGUGGGACGAAUCAUUUUAUACAAAUCUCGGCCUAGUUGCUGACUGGAUCCGAACUUGCACAAGGUUAAAACGCCUAGAAGUCAGGAAAUUCAUGCACGACGCCGAAUUACUAAGUCAAGUGAUGAUGAGCGAUGAUAUCCACCUGACCAGCCUCUCCUUCGCCGGCUUCAAGCUAACCCGCAGCGGUGGCUUUCUUCCUGCCCUUGGGUCCCACACAUCUCUACAGACCCUUUACCUCCGUGGCGAAGGAAGCGAAGACCCUCGAGACAGCAAUCUGCUCGUCGACGCAGUAGGCGUCCUCGGAAACCUUCGUGAGCUGGAGCUCAAGGAUGUAUCCGACUGGUUCACCAUGGAGCAAGUCCAGGCAGUCACCUCGUUCCUCCCGCACCUAGAAAGACUUUGGAUAAGCGGUGACGCCUUCAACGACUCCGUCUGGCCCGCGUUCGUGUGCCUCACGAAGCUCAAAAGCCUAGCCAUAUAUGCCCUCAGCAAUUUCACAGCAAACGGGGUGGUCGACUUCAUCUCGCAACUCGGACCAGGUAAUAACGGACUAAGCCUGUCCAUUCUCAACGCGAUAUCUGGCGUCAAUUUUCCAGACGAGGCGCUGGGUAUGAUUCGCGAGAUGUUGGCCGCGAACCUGGAUGGGACGUUUGAUUUUGGUCUCGCUCAAGAGGAAUUCAGCGACGCUGAUUCUGAUAGUGAAUUGUCGGAUUAG